Messenger RNA from Aureococcus anophagefferens, 258 nucleotides. RefSeq lists its product as hypothetical. Gene Ontology annotation, molecular function: enoyl-CoA hydratase activity. The annotation marks the transcript as partial. The record is from RefSeq and is a predicted model, not a curated record. NCBI's taxonomy places the organism in Eukaryota, Pelagophyceae, Pelagomonadales, Pelagomonadaceae. The transcript has a single exon. Gene Ontology annotation, biological process: fatty acid beta-oxidation.
AUUUCCGUGCUUCACGGGUCCUCCAUAGGCGGCGGGCUGCUUCUGAGCCUCGCGACUGACCAUCGCAUAGCAACAGAAUCAGCUAUCUUCAGACUAGGUGUGGCGCCACAUGGCCUCAGUCCAAUUGUGAUGGCCACGAGACUGCUCCCCUCGAUCGUUGGUUACAAUUUCUCCAUGAGGAUGUACGCUGAAGACACGUCGUUGUCUGUGCAAAUGGCCAUCGACUUGGGUCUUGUCAACGAGGUUUUCAAUGACUAA